CGUGGAGCUCCAUUGAAACUGCCUGCCCAGUACAGAGACAGUGAAGGCGUACAGGGGGGCGGACCGGGAAAGGAAACUUGACAGAAAACAGCAGCAGCCAACCCGCUGACCUCCAUAUCACCACCACUAUUAUUAUUAAUAUUAGUAUUUCUGAGGAGAGGCAACUGAGCUCGCGGAGCGGCGCGCUGUCGUUGCGGCGGAGGCGCGCCCAGCUCAAAGGAACAGGAGGAAAAACGGCCAGAACAAGGGAGAGGGCACAUCUGGGAAAAGAGAAGGAGUGCAUCGAAAAGUGACUCAGCCACAGGUAGCUGUUGUGGCAGAAGAUAUCUGAGUGCAGGCAGGUCAUGCGGAUUUCUCUGGCGGGUGACCGGAGCGCCGAGCGACAGUAGUAGACGCCGGGAAAAAGAAGGAGAAGAAGAAGUAGAAUAAUAAUAUUAAGAAGAAGAAGAAGACCGCUUCUCUGCCGCGCCGUCCGUCCAAGCGGGCUACGGACUCGAGGGGAGAGCCAUGUCCCGAAGGAAGCAGAGCAAACCCCGGCAGAUCAAGCGUUCCCUCGGGGAUCUAGACGGCGGCGAGGAAAACACACCAGACAACCUCAGCCUAUCGGGGGAGGAGGGCGGAGCCUCGGACCCAGACGAUUCGGCGGAGGGCGACAGCUCCAGCCCGCCGCCGUUCACGCCGCUCUACAACGAAGAGCCCCGAACCCAGGACUCUCAGGGGUUACCUGAUGACAAAGACAGGGACGGGGAGGAGAAAGGUCCAACGCCCAGCGCCGGGGAGGAGGAAGACGAAGGGGAGGAGGAAGAGGAGGUGUUACGGUGGCGAGGUCCAGAUGAUCUGGAGUUGAAUGAAGGCAGUCAGGACAGCAGGGUGGUGGCUCGCAGGGAUCUGCAUCCAGAAACAGUGUGGGGCCCCUACCCAGGAACUGUCCAAUCAGAGGACAGCACAAAUGACCAGGAGACGGAGAGCCCCAAGCUGAAUCUGGUGUGUGAAGAUCCAGACUGUUGGCUGAGCCGAGUCCCGCUGACCUCCAGUGACGCAUCUGCCAACUGUACCAUCUACAGCCGAGGUGAGGAGCUGUUCUGUAAGGUGACCAGAGAGCUCGUGUCUGGUGAAAGCCUCAUGGCCUCCCUGUCGCUCCUCUCCCGCUCCUCCUCCUCGCCGCUGGACCAGCUUUCCCCUCCGCUCAGCCUCGUCACUCAGAAAGCGUCGGUGAAGGAGGAGCCGCUGUACCCGGCGGCGCUGCACUCGGACAUCCAGCUCCUCCCGCAGCAGGCCGGCAUGGCGGCCAUCUUGGCCACCGCCGUCGUCAACAAGGACAUUUUUCCCUGUAAAGACUGUGGGAUCUGGUACCGCAGCGAGAGGAACCUGCAGGCCCACCUCAUGUACUACUGCGCCAGCCGACAGAAGCAGCCCGCCGCGGCCUCCUCCCCACCGCAGGACAAACCCAAGGACUCCUACCCCAAUGAACGCGUCUGCCCCUUUCCCCAGUGCAACAAGAGCUGCCCCAGCGCCAGCUCGCUCGAGAUCCACAUGCGCACGCACAGCGGUGAGCGUCCAUUUGUCUGUCUCAUCUGUCUGUCGGCCUUCACGACGAAAGCCAACUGUGAGCGUCACCUUAAGGUCCAUACGGACACGCUGAACGGGGUGUGUCAUGGCUGUGGCUUCGUCUCCACCACUAGAGACAUACUCUAUAGCCAUCUGGUCACCAGCCACAUGAUUUGCCAGCCUGGAUCCCGCACUGAGGUCUAUUCCCCGGGGCCAGGCCUGCCUAAGUUGCCCCUAGCCACAGGUCUCAGUCCAGGAGACUCUGGGGUGGUGCUUAAGUGUCAGGUGUGUGGCCACAAUUCCGACUCACCUGCCCAGCUUCAGCAGCAUGUACGUACCCACCUGGAGGUCAGGGUUCCUGCCGAGAGGAGCCCAACCCCUCGCCAAAGCACCCCAUCAUCAGUCGACCACCCCCAACUCCAGCCCUCACCCCAGGACAGGGAGCCUCCAGCCUGUGUCCCACGCCCAGACUCCUCUAGCCCAGGUGCAAACGGUGGCUCGGCUACGCCACGAGGAUGCAGUCCUCCUGAUCUUCCAGCUACUGACGUGAUAAUCAAAGAGGAACCUCGCUCAGACUCCGACACAGAGGAGCAGGGAAUGGAGAUGGGCGAAGGUGGAGAGGAGGAGCAGGAUGGUGAAGGAGAGGGGGAUGAAGAAUCAAGGACAAACGAGAGGCACAUUGCCACAGCCUCUUCUCAGGCAUCGACUUCUCCCAAGAGUCCAUCUGUCACGGCUGUAAAGGCAGAACCAAUGAGUCCCACCCCCGGUUCUAGCCCCGCGCACGUUGGAGGGGCAGGGUCCAUGUUGCCAGGAGGAGCAGUGUUUCUCCCACAGUACAUGUUUAGCCCAGAGGCGGCUAUCUUGCCUCCAGCCUCAGAGAUACUGGCUAAAAUGUCAGAGAUGGUCCACAGCCGUCUGAAACAGGGCCAAGCCAUUACUCAAAACAACCCAGCCGCCUUCUUCCCCUCUGGAGCAACUGGAGCUACUUCUACUGCCACUCCGCCUCAUAAAGGGGCCACUUGCUUUGAGUGCGACAUCACCUUCAACAACAUCAAUAACUUCUAUGUGCAUAAGAGGCUGUAUUGUUCAAGCAGGCACCAGUCAGAAGCCCCUGCUCCAGCCUCAGGCCCAGGGCUGGCUAGGGACGCAGCCCCAGCCGCUGUGCCUUCCAGUGGGGGACAUGGCUCGUCUGCAUCCCCCCCGGGUGGACCAGCUAGCAGAGCCGCCUCAGCCUCGCCCACUGACUCAGACCCUGCAGUUGGGAGUGGAGCAACAGAGGCCAGGAGGCUAAUGGAGGUGAAGACAGAAACCCCAACAGUGAAAGAGGGCGUGUCAUCUUCUUCUGAAGGAGAGGGAGGAGGUGGGAGCGUUGGAGGAGGAGGUGGAGGAGGAAGGGCAAGUGAGGGCAGCCAGAGUCCUGCCAGCUGUUCUGCCGAGGACCCAGAUGACGACCCCACUAGAACCUUCUGUGAGGCCUGCAACAUUCGCUUCAGCCGUCACGACAACUAUACUGUCCACAAGCGCUUCUACUGCGCUUCACGCCACGACCCAUCCAACCAGCGUGCCAACCACAUGGCCAAGGCUACCGCCACCGCCACCUUCCUUCCCCAGCCCAUCCGCACACGCAAGAGGAAGAAAAUGUAUGAGAUCCACAUGGCCAGAACUGAAGCUUUAGCUAACGCUGCUGCUGUUGUCGCUGCCGCUGCUGCCUCUGUCCCAUCUCCCUCUGCUCUGAGCCUGGCUGUGAAACAAGAAGUUUCCCCUCAUGGGGCAGGCAGUUCCAGCCCUGAAGGAGAUGGGCCAAUCGACUUGAGCAAGAGGCCCCGGCUAAGAGAGGCUCCUCGGCGCAGCAGCAGCAGCAGCAUUCUCCCUGCCCUGCCUCUUACCGACUACCACAAAUGCACAGCUUGCAGUAUCAGCUUCAACAGCAUUGAGAACUACUUGGCUCAUAAAACCUACUAUUGCCCUGCCACCACCCUCCAUCCCCACACCUUGGAGCAGCUCCACAGGCUCAAGCGGCCGGCCUCCACCUCUCCCAAGAGCAGGCCUCAGCAGGAGCGCCCAGAUCUUCUCCACCCCAUGGAGGCUAAAGCUCUCCCUGCUGAGUGGGUUCCCCAGGGUCAAGGCACCUCACCCAGCCCUCAUCCCUCUUCCUUACCUGGUUGUGAUGCAACAUCCCCUCAGCAUACCACCACCACCACCACCCCCGCCCUUGCCGCCACCCCAGGAGCUGGGGCGAAAGGUGCUGUUUCACCCCAGGUGGUCUGCCCUUACUGCCCUAACAGGCCCAUCACAAGUGACUUGGUGGAGCACUUCAAGACUGCCCAUGGCCUGGUCCUGACCGUGCAGCCGCCCCAGGAGGCCCAGCCCCCAUCAGGAAGUGUGGUCAGCCCUAGCCCUAGUCUCAGUCCUAGGGAUGGAGUGGCUGCAACUGCCUCCACCUCCACCACCCUCACCAACCAGCCCAAAUCACGUUCCAGAGUCCAUCGAGACAGUGUCAACGGGCAGGAGAGGAGAGAUACGGCUUCCCCUUCUUCCCCACUGGUGAAUGGUAGUCCUUUGGGUGGGGGUGGCUCCCCUCCAGUCGGCUCACCUCUGGCUGUGUCCCCCACCAGGGCUCACUCUCUGACUGUGUCACCUGUGCCUGAGGCCCUGAGGGAGCCUGUGGGGUCAUCCCUCCGUCCAGACAAGGCUGUCGUAGCCGUGGCCUCCAACCCACUCCCUACACCCCCUGCUCCCUCCGUCCCGGGCCCUAAGACCCCACUGACGUCUCCUGUCCAGAACGGUAACUCCCGUUACUGUCGGCUGUGCAACAUCAAGUUCAGCAGCCUGUCCACCUUCAUAGCUCAUAAGAAAUACUACUGCUCCUCACACAGCGCCGAACAUGUCAAGUGAGUUAAGAAAUUCUCUCCUUCCUCCUCUUCUACCCCUCCGCUCUCUCUGUCCCUGAGUGGAGGUUUUCUUUCAUUCACUUCCAAGAAGCUAAGACGCCCUCCCGCCCUUCAUGCCAGUCGUCCCGUAUGUGUGCCAAGACGGCGCUCGGCUGGCAUCACCAUGUAUGAAACUGAGUGACUGUUACUCACCUGGCAGGGCCUGAUAUCCAACUGCCCUGGGGCAGAAUUUGCAGGUGGUGUUACUAAAAUACGGUAACUAAUAAUCCUCCUUCUAUGGGUCAAAGUUCAUAUUACACUAAGAGCUGAGAUGAUGCUACCUGGCUUUCUGCCUAUCUACCUGCACACACUAGGGUGCCCUAGAUGAUCGUCCCCAGAGCAUUUCACCUUCACUCUUCGUUCUUCUCCACCAUCCAGUAUGUGCCACUCGCAGGCCUCACAGUAUGUUGCAUUAUGGGACGUUAAAAAGAUCUAUGUCAACCCCCGUUUCCGUCUCUCUGCCGAACCACAUUGUUUAGAAUGACUAACUUGAUUCUGACUGUUGGAAGCUUUUCUUGCUGAUGAUGAUACAGUAACAACAAUGCUGAUUACGAUGAAUCAAUAGUCUUUUCCUGAGCUCUUGAUGCUCCUGAACUAAAAGGAGGAAUCAUUUCUCUCGUGUGGAAAAGACUUGAUUAUUGUUAAUGUUUUUAAUAUCUGUGCAUAGUGUAUGAUGUCUGAAAAAGAAUUCUAUAAUGCUUUUGGUUUCAACACUGGCUCUUUUUGCUUACUAGAGAGGCUAAAGUGUUUUUAGCUGAAAAUAAAUAUGUGGUAUCACAAUGUUACCAAUUACGGAAGGAUAAUAUUUCCAAAUGGACAGUUUUGCUUUUCUUUCAUAUCCACAAAUUUUUAUUUUCUCUUUAAAAUGCAAGGGAGAAAAAAAAUGUGAAAUAUUUAUCUUUGAGUCCUCACUGAUUUCAUGUCAACGGAAAACUACCUACCUAGUGUCUGAGAGUAUUUGUAUUUUUUAUUUGUAUAUUUUUCAUACUGUUCAAAGGAACUGUUUGGAUCUGGGUGUGUUGAAGUGUAUUUUCUAAGUGUAGAUAUGUAAUAUCUUCUCACAGUAAUCACUGGGAUCACACUGAAUCUUGUUAUCACUUUAGCAUUUUGUCUUUCAUUUAUGUAGUCUUUAAUUGAUGGUGAGGUUAGAAAAAAACAACACUGUGUUUGUUUUGACCUCCUCUAGUACACAGCUAAUUAGCAACACAAUUAGAUCAUAACGGCUUCAGAUAUAAAGCUUUCCUGAGCAGAAAUAUUAAGUGUGCAUUUCAGAUGCCAUUGUUUUUACAUUUGAGUAAAAACAGUGGAGCCUCCCAAAUUUGAAGGAAUGCCAAUAGAAGACUGGUAGAAUUUUUUUUUCUUUGAAGGCCUUUUUUUUUUUUAACAAUACAACUCCUCUCCUUUGCCCUCCUCUGUUUUCCAGAAGCAAAGGUUUUAUCAUCAUGCUCUUCACACUCACCCCAUUCUCCAUACUAAUUGCAGGGGUGUUAAGGGAGCGCCCUGACCCAUUUGGCAUCUGUUCCUAGGUAAUAAUUCUCUCCUCUCCCUCUUUGUCUGAUGAAUCCAUGCUAUGAAGUUACCAGCCUCACACCAUGUAGUGUGUUUACUUUACACUUACACAGCUCUACACUUAUAUUUUGCAGACCGCUACUAUAUUGAUGGCUGAUACUGUCAGUUCUACUAAGGGAUCUGUAAAACACAUCAACAGCUCUGUGUCUAAUUUGCACAUCUUGAAAGGUGUGAUUUUUUUCUUUUUUUUUUUUUUUUUUUUAAAUAAUGAUUGUGUUUCUGUCCGGUAAUGAAGGUGUAACAGGAAAAAGUGUCAAGUCAUCACAAUGUAGAACAGCACACUUCGCACAGUAGAUAAACACGUAUACAUUAACCAGUAUACAUUUGGCCUGAGUAUAUUCUUUCUCUGUAGUUCUCUCCCAUUGAUGCAUAGCACACACACACACACACACACACACACAUACACGCACCGUUUGCUCCUUAUGUUCCUGUGCUACUGUUCAAAAUGCAAUACAGUGUUAGCUAGAACUGUGAAAUGCAAUUUUACUUCCAACACCAAUAUAAACGUACCAGGAGUCGACUGAUAUGGGUUUUUUGAAGGCCAAAACUGAUGGAGAUGUUGUCCUGUUUUCAUAUCCAUAUAUGGUCAAUAUACGUUUUUAAGGCUGAUGCCAAUUAUUUUCGGAUUGAAGCUGCUCAAAGCCAAUAUUUUUUUUCCAGAUAUUAUCAUCAGAUAUGGUGUUUUCAUGUCCCCAAAUCACAAAAAAAAAAAAGAAAAAAAAAUCAAGGUGGGAAAGCCUUUCAAACAGCAUCUGCCCCAUUAUGGGACCCUGAAGCUCUCCACUGAAGGCCAGACUAAUGAAACAGAUGUAGGUGGGUUAGCAGGGUGACACUGCAGGUUUUACACACUGUUGAGUAAAAUGAUUUCACAGCACACAGGAAUAAUUUCUUUGGUCACAUCAUAUUUAAAAUGAACUCGUGUUGGUUAGCUUUGGUCACAGAGGAACCUCCGUCAUAUCAGAGGUGGACCACACUGACUGGACCAUGUCUGAUUUUAACAAACAGAUUGAUAUCAGUCUGACCCUCAGCUUUACCUACAGACACAAAGUGGCCAGGAGUGGAGCUGGAAAUUCACGGACCCACACAAGACAGAUAUGGACCUCUAUUAUGUGAUUUAUGCUACAGUGGUAAUGUUGAAGGACCCUAACUUAAAGGGAUAGUUCACCCAUUUUGAAAAUGUGAUAUUAUUUCAUUUCCCCCAGUAGCACCAAUACUGUCCUACAUAACAGCUUGGGGGGGAAGGUGAAAUUCACACUUUCUCAGCCUUCAGCCUUUUUCCUUUGAUCAACUGAGUUCUCACACGUCAUGCCAGCAGUGCUUGGGAGGGGCUAAUCCAUGAAAACACACAGGUGCGUUUAGGUGCGUUUGCAAGACUUGUCUCCAAAAUUCCUCUGAAUAUGCAGUUAAACAAUUCAUUCUGAUUUCCAAACGACUUGUUAUCCUUCGUUGCUGUCAAUCAUUCAAAAGAUGGAAAAGUAAGUUGGUUGCGAGGUGUUUUCAAAAAAUAUCUGCAGUCCAAUUUUUACAUUACCUGUUACGGGUUACAGUCAGCCAUUUUUGUCAUUAGAUCACUGUACUCCUGUUACAUGUAAUCAUUUACUCCCCCGUCCUGCUUCCCACCCGCUCCACUGUGGAACCAGACCCCUGCUGUGUUCACCCGACGUGUCUGUCCCCAAAACUGGAAAGCAAACGUAAAAGUGGAGGGUUUUUAACAGGGAAGGAGAAGCAUUAAUGGAGGGUACCAGUCCCAUCUUGUGAGUGUUUACAGUCGUGUUGGUCUGUCUCUCGGUUCUUAAAGGGAGAGAGAAGAUGCAAGAGAGAGCAGUGUCAGCUUUUCACAGAUUGAGGAACUCAGUGCUGGAAAACCAUCUUUUGAAUUAACCCUUUUUUUAUUGCACUGUGUUGUAUAAAAAUGUGCUGAAUGUUUUAGCUUUAGGGACUUUUUUGUAAUAUAUUUAUGUUUAUACAGCACUUUUCCUCGUACUAAACCCAUCAUUGUUCUACUUUGAAGGACUUUUUGAAAAUUUUCAACCCUCUCAUGUAAAACUUUAAGUUGAAAACAUUUUUUGUGAAUGAUUCCGAUGAGUCAAUAAUGGAGAAAAUUACAAUGAAUGUCAGACUGUUUAUUUUUUUUUCUUUUCCUUCUUUUUUUUUUAAAUAUUAAUUUCAUUUCAAGUUCCACUACACUCUUGUCCAAACUAUGCAUGGGAAAUAAAAAAAAAAUGUCCUGACAGACA
Myripristis murdjan (pinecone soldierfish) is the source of this 8284-nucleotide messenger RNA. It is a transcript of the gene zfpm1, whose product is annotated as zinc finger protein, FOG family member 1. The transcript has 9 exons. The record is from RefSeq and is a predicted model, not a curated record. Gene Ontology annotation, molecular function: RNA polymerase II-specific DNA-binding transcription factor binding. Gene Ontology annotation, cellular component: nucleus. Gene Ontology annotation, biological process: negative regulation of transcription by RNA polymerase II; erythrocyte differentiation; positive regulation of transcription by RNA polymerase II. Bases 508 to 4443 code for a protein of 1311 amino acids. NCBI's taxonomy places the organism in Eukaryota, Metazoa, Chordata, Actinopteri, Holocentriformes, Holocentridae.